Uloborus diversus is the source of this 1984-nucleotide messenger RNA. RefSeq names its product vesicle transport protein SEC20-like (gene Sec20). The transcript has a single exon. Gene Ontology annotation, cellular component: SNARE complex; endoplasmic reticulum. Gene Ontology annotation, biological process: retrograde vesicle-mediated transport, Golgi to endoplasmic reticulum. Bases 66 to 776 code for a protein of 236 amino acids. Gene Ontology annotation, molecular function: SNAP receptor activity. The record is from RefSeq and is a predicted model, not a curated record. NCBI's taxonomy places the organism in Eukaryota, Metazoa, Arthropoda, Arachnida, Araneae, Uloboridae.
GUGUACGAUUCUCCCAUUUCGAAUUUAAAACGGAUUGCUUCGGGUGUUUAUUUUUAAAACUAAAAAUGUUCACACAAGAAUCUUCAUCACGAACGCGAAAACAAAAUGAAUCAAUCAUAAGAAUGAUUCAACAAGACAUUGUAAAAUCAGAUUUGCAUGUGAAAGCUUAUAUACAAGACAUCAGAGAGUGCAGUGGCCCCACUGAAGUAUUGAAUAUAAUGAAUAUGCAAGUAUCAGAAAACAUGAAAGCCAUGAAAAAAGCUAUUGAAGAAUUAGAAGUCCUUGCCAGAGAAGUGGACAGUGAAUCAGACAAACAUGAACUUGUUAAAGAAGUGGAAAAACAUCGUAAACAAUACGCAAGUAAUCAAUUAGCUCUCCGAAAAGCUAAUCUUGCGUGUCAGACAAUUAUUGACAAACAAAACAAAGAAGAACUCUUUGAAAGGACUACUACGUUACCACGCAAACGAGUUCGAGCUGACAAAGAUAGUUUAGUAAAACAGUCAUCUACCAUCACAGAUAGCUUGGUUGCUCUCAAUAAUAUGAUGAGUAUACAAGUGAAACAGAGUGAAGAAGCUUUACACACUUUAGCUAGCUCAUCGACGGUGGUUACUGACACUAAAGAAGAAUUUAAAACUAUGGGCAGUGCCAUAAAUCAGUCUAAGAGUUUGCUCCAAAAGUAUGGAAGACGUGAAGUGACGGACAAAGUUGUACUCAUAGUUGCAGUUUUAUUUUUUUUGUCGUGUAUAUUUUACAUAGUGCAAAAAAGAUUGUUUUAGCACAUCAAUGUUGAGUUAUGGAUCUCUUCACAAAACCAAAAUCUGACAUUUAUGUUUGCAAUUGAAUCAGAUAUAACUAAAGGACUUAAUGACUUUGUUGAAACUUGUUGAGUAUCAAAAAAUAUUUUCUAAACAAAAUGUUUUUAUGAACUACAUUAUUGCAAUGAAAAUUUGUUGGUGUGCACAUAAAUCAUUUUUGUUAAAAGGGCGUAAGUCAACACUGUUCCGUAAAUUUACUCGCUCCCUACCAACAAAACCUAUAAAUAUUAUUUCAGAAGAAUUAAUUACAUAAUAUUCAGUAACAUAUAGAAAAAUUAUGCAAGUCUCUAACAGGGAUUUUUUUUAGAAGCAUGUAAAGUAAAAUAUUUUGAUUUUUAAUUAAUGCAUUCCCCAAUUAAAUUAUUUUAGAUAAGAGACCACCCUGUGAAAAAAAUGUUUAGAGGUUUUGUUAAUCUUGUUUAAUGAUUGGGUAAAUUAUUAUAGCAUACAGUCCCUAAUUUUAUCUACAACUCAUUGAAAUUAAACAUCUUCAUUCAAGAUUGUUGCUCUUUCAUCUUCUUAAAUGAUUUUAUAUUUUAUGAUAGUAUGAUACUUAUUUGCUUUGAAAUGCGCCAAUUUUGAUAUUGUCAUAAUUUAGUUAAUGUGCAGAACGUUUGAAAAUGUUUGAUAGAAAAAGGAUUUUAAACGUACUAUUAAUUGAUAAUAGCUGAAGAACGGACAAAAUAAUUUUGUACUUCUAAUUUUAAAGAUUAAAUGCUUUAAACUAUAGAUAACUUUCAAAUACAGUCGAACGUUAUUAAUGAGGGCUGUAAAGUCAUGGAGUCCGACUGGUUUUGGGUUAAAGGAGCUUGGAGUCGAAAGUUUAAAAUUCCAAAAGUUGGAGUACGUCAUUUUCCCUCACAGUCUUCAACUCUUCCAGUGCUUGCCAAGUUGGAGUCUGAUUUGCUGUAAAGAAGUCAGUCAAAGACUAAAAUUCCCAAGACCGGUCAUUUUCCCUCAAACUCUGCAGCCCCGAGUGUAGUUAGUCUUAGCAGUAAUUCGUUUUAAACAUGUUCGAAUAAAUUAGGUUCAACAGUAUAUAAACACUUUGUAUGUGUUUGACUUUCUCUCUUUUAAAAUGAUAAAAUGUAUUGUAAUAACAUUAUUUACUAGAUUUCAUUGCAUAAUUGUAAUCUUGUAAUAUUUUCUCUAGUGUAAUAAAAAUUGAA